This is a messenger RNA of Zonotrichia leucophrys gambelii, 3568 nucleotides long. It is a transcript of the gene AMOT, whose product is annotated as angiomotin. Gene Ontology annotation, biological process: establishment of cell polarity involved in ameboidal cell migration; hippo signaling; angiogenesis. The transcript has 14 exons. Gene Ontology annotation, molecular function: signaling receptor activity. NCBI's taxonomy places the organism in Eukaryota, Metazoa, Chordata, Aves, Passeriformes, Passerellidae. The record is from RefSeq and is a predicted model, not a curated record. Gene Ontology annotation, cellular component: lamellipodium; plasma membrane; cytoplasmic vesicle. Bases 646 to 3375 code for a protein of 909 amino acids.
CCGCGGGCCGCCCGCGCCCUCAGCAGCGGAAGGAGGCGGAGGAGGGAGCCCAGCCGCCCGUGCCGCCCGCUCUGCCCGCUCCGUGCCGCCAGCCCGGCCCCGCUCCGCUCCGCUCCGCCGCCGCGCACAGUUUUAUUGACACUGAGGAUGAAGAAGGAUUUGCAAAUGAAAGCGCCUUGAAAUACAGCAUCUUUUGGAGAGAGCUCUGCAGUUCUCCAGCCCGUUAAAUCUCGAAUUCCACCCUUUGCCCCUGCUGAAUCCACUGUUCUGCCCUUUACUCUCUGGGGUAAAAAACCAAACAACAACAACAAAAACCCGAGGGGAAAAAGAAUACCUUUGGCAGCAGGGAAGCUUUGUGUGACUGACCCAACGAGCUACAAGUGUCCAGUUUCUGAAAAGAAGAAAACCCUUUUGUCUUCAGCAGAUCACUAGAAUUGUUUUGGGAGCGAGGAGAGUAUCAAGUGAUCAGGCCUGCUGAAGAGGAGCCUGAAGCCAUCUCUGAGUGGGGAUCCUGGGUUUGCAGGAGGAAGGCUGAGUGUGUCCCCCCAUGUGGCAGAACUGCUCCUCCUUCCCAGGGAACUGCAAGUGAAGGACAAAGGUCAAGGGCAGCUUUUACAUUCCACCCAAAAGGCACCAGAGUUUGAGAUGAGGAAUUCAGAAGAGCAAGCAGCUACGACAGUUUUACAGCGCCUGCUGCAGGAGCAGCUCCGAUACGGGAACCCAAAUGACAACCGCAACCUUCUGGCCUUACACCAGCAAGCCACAGGCAAUGCCCCCCCUUUCAGCAGCACCGGCAGCCCGGCCUCUCAGAACGAAGGGCUGAGCUCCCAGGAGCACCAGCUGGUCACUCAUGCUGCCCGCCAGGAGCCCCAGGGCCAGGAGAUACAGGUGGACAACAGCAUCAUGGAGAAGCAGCUCUCCCCACGCCUCCAGAACAGCGAGGACCUGCCGACCUACGAGGAGGCCAAGGUGCAGUCGCAGUAUUUCCGGGGCCAGCCGCACGCCAGCGUCGGGGCCGCCUUCUACGUCACGGGCGUCACCAACCAGAAGAUGAGGACUGAGGGGAGGCCCACGGUGCAGAGGGUGAGCCCGGGGAAGGUGCACCAGGACGAGGGGCUGAAGGACCUCAAGCAGGGCCACGUGCGCUCCCUGAGCGAGCGGCUGAUGCAGCUGUCCCUGGCCACCAGCGGCGUCAAGGCCCACGCGCCCGUCACCAGCGCGCCGCUCUCCCCGCUGUCCCCGCUCUCUCCCCAGCAGUCCAGCGACCCUUACAAAAAUUCUGGCUCCAAUGAGUUCUACAAGAACUCGGUGCAGCCCCCUUCCCAGCCCAGCAUCAAAGGAAUGGAGCAGCGGGGGCCUCCCCCAGAGUACCCUUACAAAAACGUGUCCACCCCGUCUAUGAACUGCAAGCCUCAGGACUCGGGGCAUUUCUAUAGUGAGCAUCGCAUGAGCCAGCAGGGAAGAUCUGAUGGGCCCAUGAUGAGGUAUCAGCAUCCCCCUGAGUAUGGCUCAGUCAGGCAGAACCCAGAUGUGCAGCUGCAGUUACAACAGAGACCACCUCACCACCACAGCCCAACCUCUUCCUUGACAUCCCUGGGAUCUUUGACUUUGCUCCAGUCUCCUCCACCCUCUAGGCUGUCCCCAUCCCAGCACCAGCAACCUCUGACUCCCAGCCAGGCAGACCCUGGCGCUCUGCCCCGGCCCCAGCAGCCUUUCCUGUCCAACCCAGUGCAGCAGGGGGAUCUGUACCGACUGUGCCAGCCCUUCCUGGGCCCCCAGCAGCAGCAGCAAGGAGACUCCUACUCCAUGAGAGCCCAGCAGAUCCCUUCCCCGUACCAGCAGGUGCAAGUGGAUCCUUUUGCCAUCGUGUCCAGGGCCCAGCAAAUGGUGGAAAUCCUGUCCGAGGAGAACCGGUCCCUGCGGCAGGAGCUCGAUGGGUGCUAUGAGAAGGUGGCCCGGCUGCAGAAGCUGGAAACAGAAAUUCAGCAAGUUUCAGAGGCCUACAAAAACCUGGAGAAAUCAUCCUCUAAGCGGGAUGCCCUGGAAAAAGCCAUGAGAAACAAACUGGAAGGAGAAAUUCGUAGGCUUCAUGAUUUCAACAGGGAUCUAAGAGAACGCAUGGAGACAGCCAACAAGCAGCUGGCAGAGAAGGAGUUUGAGGGCUCUGAAGACAAUCGGAAAACCAUCUCCCAGCUCUUUGCACAAAACAAGGAAACACAGAGGGAAAAAGAGAAACUGGAAAUAGAGCUGGCUGCUGCCCGCUCCACCAACGAGGACCAGCGGAGACACAUCGAGAUCCGAGACCAGGCCCUGAACAACGCUCAGGCCAAGGUGGUGAAACUGGAGGAGGAGCUGAAGAAGAAGCAGGUCUAUGUUGAGAAGGUGGAGAAGAUGCAGCAGGCCUUGGUUCAGCUGCAGGCAGCGUGUGAGAAGAGGGAGCAGCUGGAGCACCGGCUGCGCACCCGGCUGGAGAGGGAGCUGGAAUCUCUCCGCAUGCAGCAGCGCCAGGGCACAUCUCAGGCUGCCAAUGUCUCAGAGUACAACGCCACAGCGCUGAUGGAGCUCCUGCGUGAGAAGGAGGAGAGGAUCCUUGCUCUGGAAGCUGACAUGACCAAGUGGGAACAGAAAUACCUGGAGGAAAGUGUGAUGAGACAGUUUGCUUUGGAUGCAGCUGCGACUGUGGCUGCUCAGAGGGACACCACGGUGAUCAACCACUCGCCCAACCCCAGCUAUGACACCUCCCUGGAAGCUCGCAUCCAGAAGGAGGAGGAGGAGAUCCUGCUGGCCAACAGGAGAUGUCUGGACAUGGAGGGAAGGAUUAAGACCCUGCAUGCCCAGAUCAUCGAGAAGGACGCCAUGAUCAAAGUGCUGCAGCAGCGCUCCCGCAAGGAGCCUGGCAAGACAGAGCAGCUCUCCUCCAUGAGACCUGCCAAGUCCCUCAUGUCCAUCUCCAACGCUGGCUCAGGCUUGCUGUCCCACUCCUCAACCCUGAGCAGCACCCCCAUCCUGGAGGAGAAGAGGGAGGACAAGAGCUGGAAGGGCAGCCUGGGUGUUCUGCUGGGAACAGAAUAUCGCUCCGAAUCCAUCCCCUCCACCCCUUCUCCUGUCCUGCCCUCCACACCACUGCUGUCAGCCCACUCCAAGACAGGCAGCAGGGACUGCAGCACCCAGACAGACAGGGGCAGUGAGCAGGGCAAAGCUGCUCCUUCCCCUGCAGCUCCCACCCCAGCACGACUCCCCAGCACCAACCUGAGCUACAGUGCAGAGAAAACAGAUGGGCCACUCUUCCACUCCAGCACUCUUGAAAGAAAAGCCCCUGUUCAGACUGUGGGGCAGGACCUCCCAGAUGGAGAGAUGGUAGAAUACCUCAUCUGAAAGGCUGUGCCAGGAUCUGAGCUGGGAUAACAGUAGCAAGAAAUUUUUAAAAGACAUUUUUAUUGGGAAAAGAAAAAUGUAGUACCUGAGUAAUAAAAGAACACUCAGCUGUUUGCUCUUGUAUAUUAUGUCUCAAAAGUUUGGACAGGUUAAUUUAUAAUUUGUUCUAAAUUAUAAAAAACCCGUAACACUU